AGUCUGUAGGGACAUUCUGUAUCCUGUGGUUCACUCAAGUUAAUCCGUAUCAGGCUUUCUGUUACGUUUCUUGAACUUGCUGCUACCCCAAUAAUCUCACAAACACAUUUUCUAAUCAUUCAUUUCUAUCUUACUAUGAAAUAUGGUGUUUUUGUAUAAAUGCUAAUAGAGCAUUUAAUUCAUCGAUUAUUUUUUAAUACAGAAAAGAGGUGCAACUAUUUAUGAAGAAUUCCUUGGUGGAAGCUUCACAUGUGAUGCUUCCCACAUGACUGAGUCACACCCUGAUGGGGCCGGGGUUAUUCUGUGCAUUGAAAAGGCUUUAGAACAGUCUGGGGUGUCUAGGGAAGAUGUUAAUUACAUUAAUGCACAUGCUACAUCCACACCGGCGGGAGAUCUCAAGCAGUAUAAUGCUCUCAUUCAUUGUUUUGGCAAGAAUCCUGAUUUGAGAGUGAACUCUACAAAAUCCAUGAUUGGUCACCUACUGGGAGCAUCUGGUGCUGUAGAAGCUGUUGCAGCAGUACAGGCGAUAAGAACUCGGUCGAAACAUCCAAUUAUCAAUCUGGAAAAUCCAGAUGAGGGUGUGGAUACAAAACUACUAGUAGUGGGUCCAAAGAAAGAGAGACUGGACGUUAAAGUGACAUUGUCUAACUCAUUUGGGUUCGGUGGCCACAACUCAUCGGUCUUGUUUGCCCCAUACAAGUAGAAACACAGAUCUACCGUGCUACUCCAACAUUUGCUGCAAUCGUAUUGAAGAUGAGACUGAAUCCACAUUGAAGUAAGCGCCCAAGAAGUCUCCUUUGUAUUUGAUCUUCUCUAUGGUCAGAUGGAUUGCGGCUAUGAAAACUGAAUCGCUCGAGAAGACUAUCGAGGUGGCCCCUAAGUAGAAAAUAUUAAGAGCUCACCCAAUGGUUAACAAGAAAUACUUUUGCUUGUUAUUGUUAGAAAAAUUCCCUUCCAUAGCCACGGUAGCGUUUGUCCCUUUUAUGUGCCAGUCAUUGAACCGCCGCUAAGGCAAUAGUUGCCUUGUUUGAUUUUGGUUUUCUUGUACAAUUAGUUGGCUGGUGAGAUAAUUGUAGUGAAAUUGAGUUUGCAGUUGCAUGACUGUAUGUUUUCCGAAUCCCUACCAAUACAGAGUGAUGAAAACAUGUAUAUUCCA
This is a messenger RNA of Malus domestica (apple), 1156 nucleotides long. The record is from RefSeq and is a predicted model, not a curated record. NCBI's taxonomy places the organism in Eukaryota, Viridiplantae, Streptophyta, Magnoliopsida, Rosales, Rosaceae.